UCGGCCAUCGUCGCCGCCGGCGCGAGGGGCUACCACGUGCUGAGGAUCGAUGGCUACUCGCGCACCAGAUCCGUCGUCCCCAACGGCAAGUACAUCGAGUCCAGCCCCUUCCGCGCCGCCGGCCACACCUGGACCAUCAAGUACUACCCCAAUGGCAUCAACUCGAGGGCCACCGGCUGCAUAUCUCUCUUCCUCGUCCUCAAGGAUCCCGUCGCCGACCGCCUGAUGGUCCAGUUCUGGUUCAGCUUCCUCGACCAGCUGGACCAGCAAACGCCGGCCUACCUCGGCACCAUCCCACCGAGCAAGUUCAAGGCCGACGGCUCCUGGGGCCGCAACGAGUUCAUCAGGAGCGAGAACCUAGAGCUGUCGGGGCGCCUCAUGGACGACGGCUUCACCGUCAGGUGCGACCUGAUCGUCGCCGGCGAGAUCCGCACCGAGGGCACCGCUCCCUCCGUCGUGGUGCCGCCAUCCGACUGCCUGCAGCACCUCGGUGCUCUCCUCCUGAGCGGGCAGGGUGCUGACGUGCGGUUCCUUGUCGGCGGCAAGACGUUCUCGGCGCACCGCUGCGUGCUCGCGGCGCGGUCGCGCGUCUUCAACGCGCAGCUCUUCGGCGCCAUGAGAGAGGCCAUUGCCUCGGAGGAGUCCGUUAUUCAGAUCGAUGGUAUGGCACCUCAGGUGUUCGAGAGUUUGCUCCAUUUCAUCUACACCGACUCGCUCCUGGAGAUGGAGGGGCUAGAUGAGGCCGCAGCCGCGGCGAUGGCGCAGCACUUGCUCGAAGCAGCGGACAGGUACGACUUGCAGAGGCUCAAGCUGAUGUGCGAGGACAGGCUGUGCCAGCACAUCGACGUGAGCACGGUGGCGACCACGCUGGCGUUGGCGGAGCAGCACCACUGCCAAGGGCUGAAGGAGGCGUGCUACGAGUUCCUCAGGUCUUCGAAGACGCUGAAUGAGGUCAUGGAGACCGAUGGCUUCCAGCAUCUGGUGAAAAGCUGCCCUUCUGCUUUGUUUGAGCUGAUGUCCAAGCUUGCUGAGCGUUGA
Messenger RNA from Panicum hallii, 1038 nucleotides. RefSeq names its product BTB/POZ and MATH domain-containing protein 2-like. Lineage: Eukaryota; Viridiplantae; Streptophyta; Magnoliopsida; Poales; Poaceae. The record is from RefSeq and is a predicted model, not a curated record. The transcript has a single exon. Gene Ontology annotation, molecular function: protein binding. Gene Ontology annotation, biological process: protein ubiquitination. The annotation marks the transcript as partial.